AUGUCUGGAUUCUAUCGCGAAUGCUAUUGCUCUUUACUCGAUGCGUGCCCUCAACCAGUCACCAGACGAGCCGAAUGGGAGCGACACGGAGCUGCGCUGGAACAGGAUCGCCUGCGCGAGCUGUUCCAAGAUUCCCCAUCUCGAUCUUCAUCCCCAAACCUGGAUGCAGCUGUUCAUGACGAACGAGAGGAACAUUUAGAUGAGAUGGGUGGUGUCGUGGGGGAACACUUGGAUGGAGUCCGUGGUGACCCAGAUGAAACUUUGGAUGAGCAUGAGAUGCAUGUCGACCCAGGGUACGCGGAAGAAAACGAUGAUCUCCAUCAUGCACAAGACGACAACACCAUUGGACGGGCGUGUGUAGUGGCGGUCUUUUUGAGUUUCUUUGACUUUUUGCGCAUGGAGGGGGUGUGGAGGGUGGGCGAUGAGGCGUUUGUGGGGGUAUGGUUGGAAGCUAGGAUCGGCGGGUUGGGUUUUACUGAGCAGUUGAUCGAUGAGGUAAAGGUGUUGGUUAAAUUCUCCUAG
This is a messenger RNA of Morchella importuna, 522 nucleotides long. RefSeq lists its product as uncharacterized. Bases 1 to 522 code for a protein of 173 amino acids. The transcript has a single exon. NCBI's taxonomy places the organism in Eukaryota, Fungi, Ascomycota, Pezizomycetes, Pezizales, Morchellaceae. The record is from RefSeq and is a predicted model, not a curated record.